This is a messenger RNA of Penicillium canescens, 921 nucleotides long. RefSeq lists its product as uncharacterized. The transcript has a single exon. Gene Ontology annotation, cellular component: intracellular anatomical structure. Lineage: Eukaryota; Fungi; Ascomycota; Eurotiomycetes; Eurotiales; Aspergillaceae. Bases 1 to 921 code for a protein of 306 amino acids. Gene Ontology annotation, molecular function: oxidoreductase activity, acting on NAD(P)H, oxygen as acceptor. The record is from RefSeq and is a predicted model, not a curated record.
AUGUCCACCGAAACUCCCUCUGGAGGGGACCGAGCCUCAUUGACAUCACGAGUCAUUCCCGUUAUGACUUUAUCAGAGGGCUCCAAUCCACUUACUUGCCCUCUUGAUCCUGUUCCCUUCAUAUCUGCCCAGCAGCGGGCAGCAGCCCGAUUCCAAGUCAACGGAAAUGCCGUCGUCACAGGCGGGGCUGGCGUUCUCGGCUUGAUCUCCGCACAAGCUCUCCUCGAACACGGACUAUCUUCAUUAUGCCUUAUGGAUCUCCCAGAUACACUCGCCACAUCUGACGCGCAAAUUCAAGCACUCGUAUCAAAAUUCCCUUCGGCCAACAUCAACAAGAUCCCUCUAGAUGUGACCUCCAUGGAAUCCAUCGAAGCCGCCUUCGAGCAGGCAAACAAAGCCAUGGAUGGAAUCGACGUUCUCUGCUGUUUUGCCGGAAUACCGGGUUGCCAGCCAUCUCUCACAGUGACCCCUGGUCAGUUCAACCGAGUAAUGGACGUCAACUUGAACGGGUCAUUCUUCUGCGCCCAGGCCGCCGCAAAGCACAUGGAAGCCUCAGGAAAAGGCGGGUGCAUCUUGUUUACUGCUUCCAUGUCAGCUCACUAUACCAACUACCCACAGCCGCAAGCUGCAUACAAUGCAAGCAAGGCUGGGGUCGCGCAUCUGACUCGCAACUUGUCUGCUGAGUGGGCGGUGCAUGGGAUCAGAGUUAAUAGUAUUAGCCCUGGGUAUAUGGAUACCAUCCUCAAUGCUGGUGCUGGACUCGCGGAUAUUCGGAAGAUUUGGGAUAGUCGCUGUCCUAUGGGUCGUAUGGGUGAUCCUGAAGAAAUCACUGGGGCUGUUGUGCUUCUCUGCAGCCAGCGCGCUGGUCGGUAUAUCACUGGUGCUGAUAUCAUUGUUGACGGUGGCACUUUGGCUUUCUAA